GAGUUUUGAAUCUGACUCGGCGUUUUUUCUGCUCAACAAAUCUGCAAAGUGGAUUUGUUUAAACAUUGCGCAUUAUGCGAACAUUAAAAAUUUGACCUGGCAUCUCUGGCUUUCAUCUUUAUGUCAUGUUGGAAACAAAAAAAUCUCAGUUUUUGUUCAACAGUGCGCGACGUAAUUCCGCUGGACAUUUUAUUCGAAUAAUCACAAGCAGGGGAGAGGGUAGCAGCUGGCAUCAGUAGUGGUAGAAUGAAUAUUGCUGACCCAUGGAACUGCAGUAGUGUUUCUUCCGAUCGAGCCCAGCAACUUGAUGAGGGUGAGUCAGAAUCAGCGAAUUUGCAAUUUGAAGACGACUUUGAAGCUGCAGUCAUCUCAUCAAGCAAUUACGGAGGUGGUAGUCACGAAAACAGCUCUCGUCAACCACAAGAUAAUCGACUCCCGGAUUCAGAUAAUUACUUGGCUGUUCUAGAGCGAAAGUUGAAAAGAUUGAAAACUAACCCGACCGUGCUACAGCAAUUGGCCGAGCGAAGAGAAGUUUGUAUGCAAUAUCUGCUCAACGAUAACGACAGAUUAUCUUGUGCAGAUUCCGAACUAGACGAACCAGUCAACAACAACGAGCUGCUACGCUUCAUUAAACCUGAACAGCCUCUUUCCAUUGCUGAAGUUGUGAAUCUUGUGAAGUACGACCACCUCGAACCGGAACCAGCACAAAAAGAUUUGGAUACACACGUUAGCAAAGAGAGCGAGGAGAGCGGUACCGAGAGUUCUACCAGUCGUUAGCUUUUAGGUGAGUGUGUUCAGAGAAUGGGCUCCACGGAAGUGAAUCUCGACCAAGUUGCAUACUUUCUGAUCACUGGUGCAUCCCGGGGCAUUGGUCAGCGGAUGGCUAUCGAAACAACACGCAAGUUUAAACCCGGUUCAAUUGUAGUUCUGUUGGCACGUUCAGCUUCCGGAUUGGAAUCAACCAGGAAGGAAAUCUUGGACUCAAAUCCUCAUAUCAGUGUUGUCACGAGUUCAGUUGAUUUGAACAACGCUUCCAAACUGUUACUAGAGGAUAUUAUUGAAAAGUCUUUGGCCAAAACACCAGUCACCAAUUUUCAACUAGCGGCAAUCAUUCAUAAUGUGGGAACGAUUGGAAACGUUGAACGGAAAGCAAUCGAUAUGAGUGAUCGACAGGAAUGGGAAGAAUAUUUCGCUACCAACUUGUUCACAGUUGGAGUUUUGAACAGCUGCUUUCUUAAUAAAUUUAGGGAAUGUGCCAAAAAGUUGGUAGUUAACAUCACAUCCAAAGCAUGUGCUGUUCCAUUCAAAAGUAUGGGAUAUUAUUGUGCAGGUAAAGCUGCCCGUGAAAUGUACUUUAAAGUGCUGGCGGACGAGGAGAGUGAUCUGGUAGUGUUGAACUAUUCUCCUGGUCCCGUAGACACCGAUAUGACUGUUGACAUUCAAGGCCGUUCUAAUGCAGAGGAAAUUAGAAAUUACUUCCAGGGGCUACGUGAAACAACAACGAUGCUUACAACUCAACAGACAACUGCAAAAUUUCUAAGUAUCCUAGAGGCAGGCCAAUUCAAAUCUGGCGACCAUGUUGAUUAUUAUGAUUGAAUCAUUCCGCUAUGAAUCUAAUUGAAAUACUUAUUUUUACAUACAUAUAUUCCGCAAAUAAACAUAUGUUGUGUUAAUAGCUUAAAGCUAGUAAUA
Malaya genurostris is the source of this 1692-nucleotide messenger RNA. RefSeq names its product sepiapterin reductase (gene Sptr). The transcript is spliced from 4 exons. The record is from RefSeq and is a predicted model, not a curated record. The coding region runs from base 802 to 1596 and encodes 264 amino acids. Gene Ontology annotation, molecular function: sepiapterin reductase (NADP+) activity. Gene Ontology annotation, biological process: tetrahydrobiopterin biosynthetic process. NCBI's taxonomy places the organism in Eukaryota, Metazoa, Arthropoda, Insecta, Diptera, Culicidae.